AUGUCAUCCGUGGCCUCGAACUCUUCCGAUUUCGAAGAAGAAGCAAAAAAAGCUCGCGAAUGUUAUAUGUAUGGUGAUUAUAGUAAAGGUAUCACGUUUUAUAAAUUAGCAAUCGAUAAACUUCGACGCUAUUGUCAAACACUAUCAAAUCCCAUUGAAAAAAAACGUGGCACUGAAUGUUUGACAGAAUUAGAACGUGAACUUCAGUCAACUAUUGAACAUGAACGUACGAUCAAUGAAAUUCAUGAUAAUCUAUUGGGAAAGUAUAUGAAUAGCGGUGGUGCUGGUGGUCGAGGAAUGGGCGGUGAUGCAUUUAAUGAUUUCGGUGAUGGAGAUCGAUUUUUUAAUGCGGUGAUGGACGAACGUCCAACGCGGGAUUUUGGUUUUAACAAUAAUCGCAAUGGUCCCUUUGGUGCCACGCCAUUUCAAACGCCGGCCGCACGUUUCCAAGAAGUUCGCCGCGAUGUCAAGUCAUCAAAUAAUAACGCGAAAGCAAGAAAGGCACCAUCAAAUGGCCCUGAUAAUAAACAAAAACAACACGACAAUAAACGGGUCAAUAAUCAACCAACUAAUGGAGAGAAGAAAUAUCAACCGAUUGGCUCGGAGAAAGAUCUAGUUGAAGGUUUAGAACGUGACAUUGUUCAAAAAGACCCUAACGUUCGAUGGUCAGAUGUAGCUGGUUGCAUUGCUGCGAAGAAAUUAUUACAAGAAGCAGUGGUAUUACCGCUUUAUAUGCCGGAUUUUUUCAAAGGUAUUCGUCGUCCAUGGAAGGGCAUUCUAUUAUUCGGUCCACCUGGCACGGGAAAAACAAUGUUAGCUAAAGCAGUCGCAACUGAGUGUAAAACGACGUUCUUCAACGUUGCUGCAGCGAAUUUGACAUCGAAAUAUCAUGGCGAGGGAGAAAAAUUAGUACGACUAUUGUUUGAAUUGGCUAAAUUCUAUGCACCGUCAACUGUCUUCAUUGAUGAAAUCGAUUCACUCUGUUCAUCACGUGGCCAAACCAACGAACAUGAAGCAAGCCGACGUGCUAAAUCCGAAUUGCUCAUUCAGAUGGAUGGUGUAUCCGGUGCACUUGGAAGUGAUGAUCCUUCGAAGAUGGUUAUGGUUCUCGGAGCAACUAAUCAUCCGUGGGAUCUCGACGAUGCUAUGCGUCGUCGAUUAGAAAAACGUAUCUAUAUACCAUUGCCCGAUAUUGAUACACGAAAGCAAUUACUUGAAAUCAAUUUGAAAGAAGUUCCAUUGGAUGGUGAUGUCGACUUACAACUAAUUGCCGAAAAAUUGGAAGGAUACUCAGGCUCGGAUAUUACAAGCGUUUGUCGAGAUGCAGCUAUGAUGCAAAUGCGGCGUGUAACAGAAAAUUUAAGUAUGACCGAAAUACAAAAUAUUGCACAGAAUCUAAAAGAACAACUACAAUUGCCAACUAAAAUGGAAGAUUUCACCAAUGCAAUAUCGAAAAUCUCGUCAUCGGUUUCGAAAGAAAUGCUUGAAAAGUAUGAUAAAUGGAUGAAAGACUUCGGUUCAGUUUAA
This is a messenger RNA of Adineta ricciae, 1527 nucleotides long. The record is from the annotation of a GenBank genome assembly. Lineage: Eukaryota; Metazoa; Rotifera; Eurotatoria; Adinetida; Adinetidae.